Rattus norvegicus (Norway rat) is the source of this 1196-nucleotide messenger RNA. The record is from RefSeq and is a predicted model, not a curated record. NCBI's taxonomy places the organism in Eukaryota, Metazoa, Chordata, Mammalia, Rodentia, Muridae.
GAUCUCCAGUGCGGCAUAAGUCCCAGGCUAAGGCUGAGGAUGAGGCUGUGCUAAGGGAAUUCCAAGAGGCUGGAAAGAAUCUUCCUAUGCCGCUCAGACUGCCCUCAAAUUCGCAACCCUACCGCCUUGGCCCACGGAGUCAACGUGGACCACCAUGCCCAGCCUGCAGGGAAUACUCAGUUCAUGACGCCGGGCUGCCUUCAGCCCCAGGAAGAUGCUCACAUGGACAACUAAGGAUCCGUUAGAAGCAUGGUUGGGUCGAGACCAUCACCAUGAUAACUGAAAAAAAGGGAGGAAAUGUUUAACUCAUCACAGAGAGUGAAUAUCAAUCAAAGACACUGGGCACAGGAGUGACCCAGGGUGAGGAUAUAGAAGUUUUCUUUUUAAAAAACUGUUAUCAAACAGAAUCAGAGAAAGUUCAACUUCCCUGAGCAACACACAGACCUGCUUUGGCCGCACUUCACUGCUUAUGGCCCAAGGCCAUGAAGAGGCCAAUAAAGGCCAGCGCUCAGGAACUGCAGCCCAGACCCUGGGCUUUUCCUAGCGCCCAGCCAUGAAGCUCCUUUUCCCCCUCUUCGCCAGCCUCGUGCUUCAGUAUCAGGUGGAAUCAGAAUUUAUGGUGGUGAAAAAGUGUUUAAUGGGCUUUGGGAAAUGCAAAGACAGCUGCCUCCCUGAGGAAACCCAGGUACAGAAUUGCAAAUCCAAAAAGUGCUGCAUGGGCCCCAAAGUGACAGAACUCAUUAAAAGCUACCUUCGACACGAAAUACCCCACAUACCCGAUGACGACAUCGUGGAGAUGAUGAAGAUGAGCGAGAAUCUCACAGAGGAGAUGCAAAGACAGCAAGCCUUAGUGGCAUUCUCCCAGAGCCAAGUUGCCAAGAGCCUUUUGUCCAACAUCAACUCUGCUAUCAUCCCAAAUGCUUUCCCUGUGACCAAGAGGACCAGGAGACACUACAUGGGCAAUACUGCUUCCACCGAGAGGCACACCAAACAAAGCAGGGAUUCUGCCAAUGCUGCCCCACUCCAGCCCCGACCUGGACCACCGUAGACAUGGUCCUCACCCCCAUGGCAGUGUGGAAACAGAUUAGUGGGGAGCGGGUCUUUCUCCUGGGGUGUCAGGCUCCUCUCUACCUCCACAGGCAUUAAAAUAACUAUUCUAUAACCAGAAAAUACAAUAAAUACCAUUGACACUUCCA